Thyridium curvatum is the source of this 1944-nucleotide messenger RNA. RefSeq lists its product as uncharacterized. The record is from RefSeq and is a predicted model, not a curated record. The transcript is spliced from 3 exons. Lineage: Eukaryota; Fungi; Ascomycota; Sordariomycetes; Thyridiales; Thyridiaceae. The coding region runs from base 1 to 1944 and encodes 647 amino acids. Gene Ontology annotation, cellular component: lipid droplet.
AUGGCUGCAUCGCGAAGGGGGCAGCCGCCCUUGUCUGUCCGCCUGCCUGCCGGCCCCAACAUUCUCCCUGACCUACCACCCAUCUCCGCCCUGUUCCUGAUCGACUUUGAUGUAAAGGCUGGCUACACCAUCACCUGGAAGCGCGCUGUGCCGGGCCUCGAACUAGAAGGCGUCGUUGAAUACAAGAGCUUGCCGUCCGGUCUGCAUGCUGUUCCAGAUGACUUGAUAUACUUCGUCCACGAUGAAGGCUAUGCUGGACUGAGCGCCUUCGUCAAUAAGCCCACCGAUGACGAGGAGAGCCGCCAUGCGCGCAUGAUCGCCGUCGGUGUGCUCGUCCCCUUGAGCUACGGGCGGCUGGGCCGAGCAUGGAGACACGCCGAGGGCCUGAAAGAGAUGGUUGCACAACUGGUCGCGGAUAAGAAGCAGACCAAGAACCUUGAGCGAUAUUGGGAGACGAAUGGUGCCAAAGAAACCCCUGCGCAGCAGCAGCCCUCCGACUCGCCGCUGAGCUCUCCCUCGGUCACUUUUGCUCCAUCGCGGCCAGCCUCUGGCAAGGGUCAUACUAGGAAGAGAUCCGCCUCUGACGGCACGGCGUUGAUUCCUCCGGGCCACAGGCUGUCGCCGUUCCAUCCCGCCUGGAGCUUGACGGCAUUGCUCGAUACCUUUGGCCCAUUGAUAUUCCCCAUCCACAGAGCCGCCUUGCUUCGCAAGCGAAUCUUGAUCUCGACACAUGCACCGGUGCACGAGGCGUGUAAUUUUGUGUAUAAUAUUUCUAUUCUUGCUAAUAUUCCCCUGUCGGUUCUUGAUCUUCUCGAAACAUCUGCUCCGGCGCAGCGCAUGCGGCCGCUAUUCACCAUCGGUGUCCACGAUAUCCCUUUCUUGCUCGAAGACAAGGCUGCCUCCAAACGGCGAGACUCAGCGGACACGGGUAUGGCAGAUGAUGCCUCGUCGGGCUGGAUAGCGUGCACUACUGAUAGCAUCCUGGCCUCCAAGGAUGACUUGUGGGACGUCCUGAUCACCAUGCCACCGGCACAUUCAGCCAACGCCAAGGAAAGAGUCUGGCCAUCCGUGGAACGGCCGAAGGGGGUAGUAGUGAAAGCAACGCAGCGAGAUCUACGCCGCUUCAAGACUCUCAAGUCCGGCCUGGCGCGGCUUUCGAGCGGAGCAGCCCUGGAGACAAAUGCCACAUCGUCGGAGCGCGAGCCUGCAAAUACUCACCGGGCGCGACCGUCCACCUCGUCUGGCCUCAGCACCUUUGCGUCUGACGACGACGACGCAGUCAUGAUUGCGGAUGCUUCUGAGAAGCUCAUUGAGCCAUCGACAUGGGCCGCCCUCGCCUACAGCGGCUUCAUGUGGUGGGCGAGCGCAGGGGAACAGCGCCGGACAGAAGAGGCCGAGGAAUCGGCCCACGAUGCGCUCCUGCUCGCAGACCUGGCGCCGUCGAUGCCGCAGAGGAGCAGCAUCAUGAGCCUCUCGAGCGGCGGAGCGCUAGUCGAUUCCGUGUCGUCCCUCACGGCCCGACGGACAACAGAAGGCGGCGCCGAUGAGGCGCAAGACGAGGAGGAGCGCGCGCAGACGGAGCUGGCCAUCAUCGCCUACUUUCACCGGCUGACGACGCAGCUCUUCUCCGUCCUGUCCGACAUCGUAGAGAGCUCCGACGAGGACGACGAGCUGGAGAUGAGCCCCGCCGCCGCCGCGGGCGACGGCGCGGACAGCCCCGAGGACUCUGCGCUGCUGUCGGACGGCGGCGGCGGCGAGGACGAGUCGGACCUGCUGCACCCCUGCCGGGUGCGCGUCGACAGCGACGCGCUGAACAACAUGGGCCUGGACGUGUGGAGCCACGAGGACGCUGCGUUUGUCCGAGAGCUGACGGCUAGGUACUUCCUCCGGAGGGCGUACGUCGAAGGCAAGGGGGUGGAGGUCUGCGGCGUCCGCGUCUGUUGA